Messenger RNA from Dermatophagoides farinae (American house dust mite), 1847 nucleotides. RefSeq lists its product as uncharacterized. Gene Ontology annotation, molecular function: transmembrane transporter activity. NCBI's taxonomy places the organism in Eukaryota, Metazoa, Arthropoda, Arachnida, Sarcoptiformes, Pyroglyphidae. The record is from RefSeq and is a predicted model, not a curated record. Gene Ontology annotation, cellular component: membrane. Gene Ontology annotation, biological process: transmembrane transport.
CAAGAAUGUAAAUGUUUAUGUAUAUUCUCUCUAUGAUGAUAGAUACGAUGAACUUAAGAAUAAAACCGGUUCAUUUAAGAUACAAAUACGACCUAAAAGUGCACCCAUCAUGCACGAGUUAUUAUAACCAUAUGAUAAGCAGUUGUUUUGAUUGCAUUAUCUUCUAUACAUCUUCAUAAGAUUUUAUUUUAUGAUGAGGUUGUGAUGAAUGAUAUUCGGUAUUAAAUUUACCGCACACAUUAUAUUCGAUUUAUGAUCAGUUUGUAUCUUAUAAAUCAAUUCGAACCAAACAUGUGGAAUUUCAUCCGCCAAAACAAUUAUUUUUUAUUUGAUUUAUACAUAUUCUUGUUUAUAUUUUCAUAUGGCAUCUAUAUAUUAACAACUGGCUGGUUGAUUCAGGAUAAAAUUUGCCGAAAUCUUUUUAAUCAAAGUCGAACAUUUUGUGAAUACAUUAAUGAAAAAGAUCGAUUCGAUGAGAACGAAAUUAUUAUUCGUGAUGAGAUUCUUGCAUUCGGAGCAAUGUUCAAUAAUUAUGCAAAUCUAAUUAAAACAUUGCCAAUGUUUGCAUGGUCAUUAUUUGUUGGUUCAUUUCUGGAUCGAUUUCCUAACGCUACAAAGAUCUUAUUCAUUUGGAUGAAUAUCAUACAAAUUUUCGAAUAUAUAUUCAACAUAGCCAAUGCCUACUAUUUCGAAUUGAGUCCUUAUUAUCUUCUUUUGGUUAAUCUAACUGUGUGUCUGACCGGUGGAAUGACAACUUUUCUUGCAGCUAUCAAUCGUUGCAUUGUCGUCAAUUCUAGUCCUGAAUUUCAUGCAAUUUAUUUCACUAUUCUACAUGUUAUAUUAGUAAUUGCACCAUCAUUGGGAACAUUGAUAGCAGGCAGUAAUAUCCAUUUUUUGGAUGACAAUGAACAAAAUACACAGCUAAGAAACUAUAACCAAAAUUUUAUCAUUAUGCUUGGAAUAAGUUUGGUUUCAUUAUUGAUGAUUCUAUUAAUCAAAGUCGAGAGAGAUGAAACUAUGAAGGAAACAAUCGGCGAUUCCGAUUCUGAAGCUCUCAUCAGCCCGGAUAUGAACAACAAUAUUUCAGACAAUACUAAUCAAUCAGUGAAUGGAAUUUCGCAAAGAUUGUUUACAGUUCGGGAAACAAAAUUCGGCAAAAUCAGAAAAAUUAUUCGGACAUUUUUUGAUUUUGAAAAUGUUCGCCAAACUUACCAUUGUUUCAUUAAACCUCGCCCUAUUCAUGCUCGUGAACAAAUAUUUUUUAUGGUUUUCAUUUUAUUUCUGUUUUUAACUAAUAUGACAGGAAUCGAUUCAAUAUUCUUGCAAUUUUCACAACAAGUCUAUCAACUAGAUGCUCAAGAAUAUUCCUUCAUUUCAGUUUAUAUAAAAAUUUUGCCAACAAUAGUCUUAUUGAUUAGUUCAUAUGUUUUGAUCAAUAAACUGCAAUUGAAAGAUGGAACAAUGUUUGCCUUGACCAUAACGUCCGGUUUUAUUAGCCAAGUUUUGAUCGGAACAUUUCCGAAUCUACUUAUUUUUUUGGUCGCCAUCUUCAUAGGUGCUUUGUUCAACUUGGCAACCAUAGUAAUUAAAACAAAAAUGGCAAAAAUAGUAGCCGCUGAUGAAGCGGGAAAAAUAUUCAGUAUGACCUCUACAUUGGAAUCAUUGUCACCAACUUUAGGUGCAUUGAUAUUUUCUACCAUUUUUGCUUCAAGCAUUUCAUUUUAUCCUACAAUGUGCUUCCAUAUUGCAGCUUUAAUUACUGUAAUAUCAUUAAUUUUAGCCUUGUUUCAAGAUGUUUAUUUUAAAAAUUAUGACCAAUAAUAAAUUAUAAUAGUUCUUAUCUGUGA